Molecule: messenger RNA, 583 nt
Organism: Camelina sativa (false flax)
Lineage: Eukaryota; Viridiplantae; Streptophyta; Magnoliopsida; Brassicales; Brassicaceae
Source: RefSeq, a predicted model, not a curated record
CACAAGUUUCAAACUCUCUUUGACGAAAGAUUAACAAAGCUUGACUUUUGCUAUUUUUUAUUAUAUACAGACGUUUCGUCUUCUUGUGUAUGAUUAAGAACUUAUGGGUUCGAAAGAAAAAGUCGAUGGUGAAAAAACUCUAGACAAGAGUAAGGAUAUGCUCUCACAGCUUCAACAGAGGGUUGAUAGAAUCAGUUCAGAGUUGCAAACGUCAGGAUCAUCCGCAGAAACUUCACCUGAUGUUCAAAACAUCUACAACGAAAUCAAACAACUCCUCAAGACGACUACCAAGCCUCUCCAAGUUCCGAGUCAUGCGUCGCCACAUAUUCGAGACGAGCUUGACACAGUGUUUGCUGUUGAGGAAGUUGGACAUUCGUGCGACUUAUGUCAGAGAGAUCUUGCUACUGAUCCAGAGCGGCCUAAUGUUUCCUUGCGCAGCUUACAAGAGGCGUGUGUGUUGUCUUGUGGUCAUGUCUACCACUUUAAGUGUUUGAAAGGCACCACUCUUGAUAUUGAUAACCAUUCUAAAGAUCCUUCUUGCGUUUUCUGCAUUAGCUGAAUCAUUAAACUACAAAAUCCUAUC